AUGCCUACAACAGCAGUGGCAUCGUCCGACCUGUUUCCAGACCCAGAUCAUUUAGACCCGACUCACUCCAGGCAUGACGCACGCGAGACAUACACAGCCUGGCGUCCGCCCACCACCACCAAUAUACACUACUCCGACGAUAACACCAGCAGCGGCACCACGAGCACCGCCGAAACCCGUAUAAUCGACCCGUCCUCCUUACUCCCCGGUGGAAAGAUGUCACUUUCAGGAAUAUCCAAUCGAGCAUUCAUUCUCGGCGUCGUUCUAGGCGUGACCUCCGUUAUCACGAUCCUGCUAGCCUUGCAGCCGACUCCGACUCCAUUAUGGCGCGUACCCUUUUUCAUCUCCUCGCUGUGCUUCUUUCAUUACCUCGAGUUUUGGGUUACCGCAGAAUACAACACUCGGUAUGCCGACGUCUCGUCGUUUCUACUCUCUGCGAACGGCGCGGCGUAUAACAUUGCCCAUGGAUCUGCGAUUGUCGAGUGUCUGGUUUCGCACUGGCUGGCGCCAAACGGCUACAUUUUCAACCCCGAUUCUGUUAUUUCGGUUUCUGUCACAAUUGUAGGGCUCGUCUUGAUGAUUAUUGGGCAGAUCGUGCGGACAUCGGCUAUGGCCACCGCGGGAAGUAACUUUAACCAUGUCGUGCAAGUUGAGCACAGGCAGGGCCACGUCCUAGUGACAAGCGGGAUAUACAGACUUCUGAGGCAUCCAAGCUAUUUUGGGUUCUUCUGGUGGGGUCUAGGCACUCAGAUGGUACUGAAGAAUGUCAUCUGCUUCAUCGGCUACGCCCUUGUGUUAUGGCGCUUUUUCUAUUCGAGAAUACAACGCGAAGAGAGGUUUCUGGUGUCCUUUUUCGGGGAUAAUUAUGUGGCCUACAAAAGAAGAACUCUUGUGGGCAUCCCGUUUGUUGCCUAA
Molecule: messenger RNA, 915 nt
Organism: Talaromyces proteolyticus
Lineage: Eukaryota; Fungi; Ascomycota; Eurotiomycetes; Eurotiales; Trichocomaceae
Product: prenyl cysteine carboxyl methyltransferase Ste14
Exons: 2
Coding region: 1-915 (304 amino acids)
Biological process (GO): C-terminal protein methylation
Cellular component (GO): membrane; endoplasmic reticulum
Molecular function (GO): protein C-terminal S-isoprenylcysteine carboxyl O-methyltransferase activity
Source: RefSeq, a predicted model, not a curated record